Molecule: messenger RNA, 650 nt
Organism: Daktulosphaira vitifoliae (grape phylloxera)
Lineage: Eukaryota; Metazoa; Arthropoda; Insecta; Hemiptera; Phylloxeridae
Exons: 3
Coding region: 136-633 (165 amino acids)
Source: RefSeq, a predicted model, not a curated record
CUCGAAAAUAAAUUGUUUAUUGGAUUUAAAACGCACAAAAGUUCUUAUCAAAAUCAAAGGAGGAAAUUAAGAUAGGAAGUUAAGAAAAAUUCUCGUUAAACCAACUACUAUUGUCUCAUUUUUUUAUAAGUAAAAAUGUCUCUAUUAUCAUUUGUGUUAGAAAAUACUCCUGAAAAUUGGAAUUACAUAUCAUAUUAUUCAAAUAAUUAUGAAUUAUUUGAAAUCGAUGAAUAUACUACUGAAUAUAAGAAUAUAAAACAAUAUUUCAAUGAUACAAUAAUCAAAAAUCUGUAUCGUGUUCAGAACCCAUAUCAAUAUGGACGAUUUUUAAUAAGAAAAGAAAUGACAGGAAUAUAUGCAGAAGAAAUAGUUUUACAUGGAAUAAUAGAUGAAGACGAUCUCAAAAUUGCGUUGAAAUAUACAUGUGAUUACAGGCGUUAUAAGUCAACUAAGGGUGUUGACAAUAAUAAACAUCCUUGUUUUUAUUAUUCGUUUGCGGAUUUAAAAGACUCCAUAAGGAAAUAUAAUACGAUAGAAAAUUAUUUAUAUGUUCUUGUAUUGACAAAAUUAAUCAACCCAUUAAAAACUCAAUGUGAUUAUUACAUUAAGUACUAUGCUAAAAUUCAAAUAUAAACUUAUAAUUAUUUUUA